Molecule: messenger RNA, 1111 nt
Organism: Penaeus indicus
Lineage: Eukaryota; Metazoa; Arthropoda; Malacostraca; Decapoda; Penaeidae
Product: keratin-associated protein 5-1-like
Exons: 6
Coding region: 78-812 (244 amino acids)
Source: RefSeq, a predicted model, not a curated record
GGCUCACUCGGGACGCGACCUCCACAGUGGAGCCACAGCACUCCAGAAAACACCAGUUCCUUGCUCUUCGUCCCAUCAUGUGGCCCAACGUCCAGCAGAAGCCAGCAGUGGGAGUCCUCCUGCUCUGGAUUCUCUCGUGCCUCGCUCAGAGCUCCGGCCAAGAGUUUUGCAAACAGUUCGCCCUCAACCAGUCGCUCUCGUUCUCGGAUUUGCAAGCGAUACAGGAAAAACUUUCUGCUUGUUGCUGGACGGCCCCCAACAGCUGCCAAGUGGCCGGCGGAUUCUGCAUUCCGGCCUGGCUCGGACGCUCCUGCCCUCAGACCAACGAUGCUCUCUGCGGCGGGUGCGGGUGCACAUGCUGCUUGGACAAGACAACGCCUGCUCCUUGUACUGGGACUUGUGGGACAUCAACAAGGAAAGGAAAUUGUCGUUCUUCCUGCAAUGCGCUUGAGGAGAGCAUCCCAGGGGAGUGCUUGAGUCGCAACUGCAAGUGCUGUGCGGAGAAGACGACUGCUCCUUGUACUGGGACUUGUGGGACAUCAACAAGGAGAGGAUAUUGCCGUUCUUCCUGCAGUGUGUUUGAGGAGAGCAUCCCAGGGGUGUGCUUGGGUGGCAACUGCAAGUGCUGUGCGAGGAAUUUUCUCCCGGGAUGUAACGGAAUCUGUUCGAAACCGUACCAUCGAUGCGUGCCUGAGAGAGAAUGCUUCAUGAGGAAAAGAGACGUAGAUGGCCUUGACCUCAUACCCAUUGACAGCUGUGGAUCGCCUGGCUGCGCUUGCUGUCCAUUUUAUGAUUAUGAAAUGAAAGGAUAAGAGGAUCGGCAGAUGGAUAGACACCGUGAUGAUGAUGAACGACUGAUCCUUGUACCUCGGCUAUGUUUUUUUUUCUCCUACUUGGAUUUACAUUUAAUGUAGAGAGAGAAAAAAAAUGGGGGAAGGAGUCUAUUUAUGAUUUCUGUUUCUCUUUCUCAUUUUCCCUCUGUCGUUUGGAUUAUUAUAUUCUGUCACUGUUAAUCGUUGCUUCUCUGUGCUUCUUUCCUUCUCUCUUCCUCUCCCUCCCUCCCUUCCUAUCUCUCUCUCUCUCUCUCUCUCUCUCUCUCUCUCUCUCUCUC